AUGGGAAGGAAGAAUACUAAUGAAAUUGGGGGAAGUGGAUCACAAGUUAAAGUUGUAUGGAAUGAUUAUAAUGUAUCCAAAUUUUGUGAUCUGUGCAUCAAGUUGGUGGAUGUUGGACAUUGUCCUAAUACUCAUUUUGACAGAGAAGGAUGGGAAAGUUUGGUAGUAAACUUCAGUAAAGAAACCGGCAAUAACUAUGAUAAAACUCAAUUGAAGAAUAAGUGGGAUUCACUUAAAAUUGAAUGGAAGUUGUGGAAAGAACUAGUUGGCAAGGAAACUGGUUUAGGGUGGAAUCCUAGCAAGGGCACUGUUGAUGCACCUGCCGAAUGGUGGCAUAGUAAGAUUCAGGUCAAUCCUGAAUAUGCAAAACUGCGUAAAAAAGGUCUUAAUCCUGAAUUGGAGAAGAAGCUAGAUAAAAUGUUUUCAAACAUUAUAGCCACUGGUGAACAUGCUUGGGCACCUUCUUGUGGGAACCUUCCAUCUCCAAAAUCAGACAUAUGCAAGGAUGAUGUCAUUCCACUUGAAGGCAGUGAUGAUUCGGUGGAUUUUACUCCAAUAGAAAGAAGUGGGGGUAAGGAAGGUGUUUCAAGGAGAGGGAAAAAAAAGAUUGACUGAUGAUGCUGAAUUACAAGCUAAAGCGGAAAAGAAACCUAAAGGACCCAUUGUUUUAGGCAAGCAGAAGGUGGGAGGUGCUACAAAGUUAUCUCAUCAAAUAGAUUGUUUUAUUGAUGUUGUUGAGAAUAAGAGUGCUGGAACAUCAAACAGUGUGAAAAGCACAGAAAGCUAUACUAUUGCUGAAGUAAUGAAAGCACUUGAGUCUGUCCCUUAUUGCGAGCCUGGGAGCACUUUGUGGUUGUUUGCAACUCAACUCUUUUUGAAUA
This is a messenger RNA of Rosa chinensis, 881 nucleotides long. RefSeq names its product L10-interacting MYB domain-containing protein-like. NCBI's taxonomy places the organism in Eukaryota, Viridiplantae, Streptophyta, Magnoliopsida, Rosales, Rosaceae. The record is from RefSeq and is a predicted model, not a curated record. The transcript has 2 exons. The coding region runs from base 1 to 615 and encodes 204 amino acids.